UGAUUCUAUAGAGCUCCAAAUCUUCGAACGAUUCGGCAAAUUACUGUCGACGAUGGGAGAACCUCCAAUUCUAUCUCUUCUCGUUUCGCUAUUGUCGCUGGUUCCGAUUUCGCUGGCAUACAGGCCCGGAGACAUCGUUCCGAUGAGCAAGAUGGGACAGUAUCACUCGUCGAGAACAGUUUGGCAUGAUAUGAUAGGUCGACAUUGUCCAAUUUUUGGCGUCAAUCGGGAGGUUUUGGUUCCUAUACCGAAACCGGUCGGCUAUACAGGAGCUGAUCCGUAUAAAAUAUCCUUUCAAGUUGGAAAAGAGAAGUUUCUUGUCCCAUGGCUUCUUGUGAUAAAUCGCAGAAGUGCAGAAGUUCCAAUGAUUGAUGUCCACUUGAGAUAUUCUGGAAGUGAUCUUCAUGGUGUGACUGCCAAAGUAGUAGACAUGCCUCAUAUCUAUACUGAUACACAUCCACAUAUUAGCAAAGAAUUCUGGGAUCAACAACAUUGGCCAAAGCACAUCCUCGUCCGUUAUACAUGGGAGGAGCAAUCGGAGAUUGAUGUGGUUUCUGGAUUAUAUGUUUUGUUCGGAUCAGGUCUUACGCUAUCUUUUAUUCUGUCGAUUUUCAUCUUGCAAUCAUCGAAGGACAAGUUAGCAAGGUUUGUAAGAGAAACAGUAGUUGAAAGCAGCAUUCCUGACGUUGGAGUAGCAAAAGUCGAGUAGAGUCUAGUGGAGGGAAUUCUUCACGGAAACACUUGCAUGAUAUUAAGCUAGAAGUUGGCGUUACCCAUUCAAGUUGAAGGGCUAUAAAUCACACUAUCAUUGGCCCUUCCAGAGGGAUAAAAAAGCGGUAUGCAACUUGCACAUUUCUUUUAGAGACAAAAUUUAACUCUUUAUCUGUAAGGUGUAUGUAACUUGGAAGACAUCGGUCUACGUCUACCUCAAAAAAGGUCUAAUAUUACGGACCCCCAUAUUUUAAUUUUCUAGGUCGGGGAAGAAUCUUCUUUCUUUUAAAAAAUAUAUUUUUCCUUCUGUAAAUGCGACUAAGACUAGUUAGGUAAUUCUACAUUGGGUAAUUUCUUUACACCCUUGUACUUUCUGUCCCUAUAGUAUUUCUCAAUUACUGGCAUCUCUUUUUGAAACCUUCAA
Benincasa hispida (wax gourd) is the source of this 1135-nucleotide messenger RNA. It is a transcript of the gene NPU, whose product is annotated as ATP-dependent helicase/deoxyribonuclease subunit B. NCBI's taxonomy places the organism in Eukaryota, Viridiplantae, Streptophyta, Magnoliopsida, Cucurbitales, Cucurbitaceae. The record is from RefSeq and is a predicted model, not a curated record.